This is a messenger RNA of Menidia menidia (Atlantic silverside), 2403 nucleotides long. The record is from the annotation of a GenBank genome assembly. Lineage: Eukaryota; Metazoa; Chordata; Actinopteri; Atheriniformes; Atherinopsidae.
AUGUCUCUGCCUACAACUCAUUCAGCUGUCUGUCUUUUCUGUGCAGGUCUUCCAGAGCAGUACUACAGUCUCACGUGGUUCCUCAGUCCAGUUCUUGGCCUCAUGUUCACCCCUCUGAUUGGCUCAGCCAGCGAUCGCUGCACUCUGCGGUGGGGCAGGAGGAGACCCUUCAUCCUGGCUCUGUGUAUCGGAACACUCAUCGGAGUGGCCCUGUUUCUGAAUGGAUCACUGAUAGGUCUAUCGCUAGGUGAUGAACAAGGGAGCCAACCAAUAGGCAUUGUUCUUACUGUGUUGGGCGUUGUGGUGCUGGACUUCUGCGCGGACGCCACAGAAGGACCAAUCAGAGCAUACUUACUAGACGUCGCAGAUACAGAAGAACAAGACAUGGCGCUCAAUAUCCACGCCGCCUCUGCAGGCCUUGGUGGUGCGGUUGGCUACGCUCUUGGAGGUUUGGACUGGACACACACGUUCCUUGGAGUAAUCUUCAAAUCCCAGGAGCAGAUCCUGUUCUUCUUUGCCGCCAUCCUGUUCACCAUCUCCGUGGCGCUCCAUCUUUUCAGCAUUGAGGAGCAGCGGUACUCGCCCCAACACGACCGGCUCGAUCAGGAAAGUUCAGAAUCGGCGCAACUACAACCAUCUUCCAAUGGAAGGGCUGGACUUCUCACCCCCAAGCUGGAAAUGAUUGGAGAGAAUGAUACGAUGGAGAGCUAUGACCUCUAUGAUCCCUAUGGAGACAACCAUUCAGAGCAUGGAGACAUGGACUUCCUGGAAGUGGAGCUUGUGAGGAGUAAAAGUGACAGCGUUCUCGCCAUGGCUGACGCAACUCUCGACCACAUGGACCACGACGCGAUGUUCCUGUGCCACAUAGAGCCCUCCAUCUUCGCCGAUCGCCUCUCGCCCUAUCACAGCUCCCCCCCCGCUUCCUUCUUCAACCCGAAUCACAGCAGCUCCCGCCCACACCUCGCCAACCUCAGGCGCAGCAGCAGCACCGGGAGCGAAGACUUCCUCCGCGCCCACCACACCAGCCAUCACACACACCCUCCCAAUCCCAGGAUCUCCCGCCUCUCAGCGUUCCUGCAAGAGAUGGAAAACGACGACGGGCAAGAGGCGCUGCUGAACAACCAGCUGAAUGAGCAGCGGACUCUGAAUGGGCGGCUGUUGGCCAGUGUGAAUAAUCCCGACAGAGGCAGCAUGAACAGGCUGAGCUCUAAAGGACAGGCCCACCGUGCUGGGAUGGUGAAAGCCGCCAGCACCGGGGCUCCCCUGCGGCAGCCCCCCCACCGCCACACCUUCUACCGCCAGCCCUCCUGCACCUUCUCCUACUACGGGCGCGUGGGAAGCCACCGCUACCGCUACCGCCGAGCCAACGCCGCGUUUCUCAUCAAGCCGUCUCGCAGCAUGAACGACCUGUACGAGGUGGAGGCCCGGCACAGGAGGAGGAGCAGGCAGAGGAGCAGGAACCGCAGCGGGAACACCAACUCCUCCGGCGGGGAUACAGAGAGCGAAGAGGGAGAGGUUGAGACCACCGUGCGGCUGCUGUGGCUCUCCAUGCUGAAGAUGCCCCCGGAGCUGCUGCGGCUCUGCGCCUGCCACCUGCUCACCUGGUUCUCCAUCAUCGCAGAGGCCGUCUUCUUCACCGACUUCAUGGGACAAGUCAUCUAUGAAGGAGAUCCCACUUCCCCUGUUAACUCAACAUCACUGGAUAAUUAUCACAGAGGAGUUCAGAUGGGGUGCUGGGGACUGGUUAUUUAUGCCAUGACUGCUGCUACAUGUUCUGCUCUUCUUCAAAAGUAUCUUGACAAUUUUGACCUGAGCAUUAAGAUAAUCUACAUCCUGGGGACGCUCGGAUUCUCUAUAGGAACUGCUGUCAUGGCCAUCUUUCCUAAUGUAUAUGUUGCCAUGGUGAUGAUCAGCAGCAUGGGCAUCAUCUCCAUGAGUAUAUCCUACUGUCCUUACGCUCUGUUAGGACAAUAUCAUGAAAUGAAAGCGUACAUCCAGCACAGUCCUGGCAACUCCCGCCGAGGUUUUGGAAUCGACUGUGCCAUUUUAUCCUGUCAGGCAAGUGUGUACAUCAGUCAGAUCUUGGUGGCCUCAGCUCUGGGUGCUGUGGUGGAGGCAGUGGGCAGUGUUCGUGUCAUUCCCAUGGUGGCCUCAGUGGGCUCCCUACUUGGAUUCUUCACUGCCUGCUUCCUGGUCAUUUACCCGGCUCCAAACAACGGGGAGGGGGACUCGGCCAAAGCUUCAGAGAAACGAGCUUUGACGACGCUGGAGAAUCCAAACGCCGGUGAAGCUGCAGUUGCCGUGGUAAUAGAGAAGCCCAGCUUCCUGAAGCUCAACAAGGAGGGCAAGGCCGCCACCACCACCACCAGCUCCUGCCGCUCUGAGAACGAGUCGGCUCUGUGA